GAGAGACGGAGAGAAACCUGUAACACGUCACCGUCCGAAUCACAGCAAACCGGGAAAAAAUCUGGGAGCAUCUCAUCAAGAAAAUGCCAGGAUUGAAAAACCGAACCACAUGGGCACCACUUUCGCUGAAGACAUCCCACAUCACUUCCUGUGCCAACGGAUGCUCUCUGGGCAUUACAGCUCAUCUGACAUAUGUGAAUACUGACCCUGAACCUGUGGAGGGUGUGUUUGUGUAUCCUCUGGGGGAGAAGGAGGUCGUGGUGAGUUUUGAGGCAGUGGUGUCUGGCAGGCUGGUCAGUGUGGAGCUCCAGAGCCGAGCGGACUGCUGUUUGGACUGUUGCCCAGGAUCAGCGCUGCACACACAGUGUGGUCACAGCAAAGACUGGGGAUGCUGUGGAGGAACCGGUCUGGAGAUGCAGUGCUCCAAUGGUCAUCUGUUGCUGGAUGAGGAUCUGGAGAGGAGCACUUUUAUUGUGAGCACAGGACUGAUUGGACCGCUAGAAAUUGUGUCUGUUGUCAUCAGUACCACCCUUGAACUUCCCACACUUGAAAAUGGUGCAAUCCGCCUGGUCUAUCCCUCAGUGCUCACACCUAUAGUCAGAACACGAAUUCAAUCAGGAAAAAGUGAAAAUGGGGGGAAAUCAGAGGAGAACAGCCCGACUACGUGCUUUGGCAAUGUGUCUGGAAAGCAGGAGAGGAUGCUGGGAGUCGGGCAGCAGUGCACACAUGCUCUGCUCACCAGCUCUGCCACCAACCUCUCGCCUUAUCAGCUCAGCUUCCAGCUGCUGGUUCGAGGAGCCUGUCUGCUAGCCGGUCUGGAAAGCCCCACCCAUGCCCUGCGUGCAGAUGCUGACCCCAGUGCACAGUCUGCCUAUGCAACCUACAUCACACUGGCCGAGGAGCAUCCAUGCGACCGACAUCUGGAAAUAAUACUUCACCUUAGCGAGCCUCACAGCCCAUUGGUCAUCCUAGAGAGGGGCCGGCUCACAUUUAAUGAAUAUGAGCAGCAGAUCCGUGCUCGUCGUGAUUUCAUUCGCUGUGCCCGAAAGGAGGCAGAGUCUGAGAAGAGGCUGGAAUUCGUGCGGAGACGCUAUCAUAAGGAUCUGCUCUUGAACCCGGUCCUGAUGCUUAACUUCUCCCCAGAUCUGCUGUCAGAACCAACAGAACUGCAGCAGGCCAGCAGGGAACUCAUCUUCCUCAUUGAAAACAGCAGCACAAUGACACAGCACAACAUCAACAAGAUCAAGGAGGCGAUGUUAGUUGCCAUCAAGAGUCUGCCGAGCCGCACCAUGCUGAACAUCGCUGGCAUUUGCUCUCCUGUCAGGCCUCUUUUCAGCUCCAGCAAGCCCUACACAGAUAGUACAGUGACUCGGGCAUUGGAGUACAUCCAGAAGAUGCGCACAGACCAAGGUGGUGCUAACCUGUGGGCGACACUGUCCUGGGUUUAUCAGCAGCCCGUCCACCGCAGCUGCCCACGACAGCUCUUCAUCAUCACGGACGGAGCCUUCAGCAAUGUAGGCCGUGUGUUAGAACUGGUCAGGAGGAACGCAUGUAACGUCAGGUGUUUCGGCCUAGGUCUUGGUCCCCAGGCCUGUCGAAGGCUACUGCAGGGCAUUGCCAAGGUGACGGGAGGCAGUAUGGAGUUUCUCAGUGAGGAAGAGAGGCUUCAGCCAAAGUUGAUUAAAUGUCUAAAGAAAGCUCUGGAACCUGUGUUGACGGAUGUACGGAUUGACUGGUAUGUGCCGGACAAUGUCGAGGCGCUUCUCUCACCAAAUGAAAUCCCUCCGCUCUAUCCUGGCAACUGCCUGAUUGGCUACUGCACUCUCUACGACGUAUCUGGAUUCAGGGCCCAGAAAUGUGAGGUGAAGCCUCGUUCAUACGGAAGCCGCCCACGUGGUUCAGAGGGGUCUGUUUUCGAGCUCUCACCCUCCACUUCCGAGCUCCUUCAGCCUCUGGUUCCCCCGGAGGAGCGCGAGAGAGAUGCUGUAAAAGAAAGCGGGGGGGAGGGAGACUUUGAAGAAGCACUGCGGGAAAUUUCUCGAGAAAUCUCGUCGGAAUUCUCCUGCGCACAUGCCACCGAUAUUGCUGUCAGCCCGGGUGGUGACACUGACUACAGCACCAGCGAUGUGCUCUGGCGUAUUCAACAGGCUUCGUAUGUUCAAGAUCAGUACGUGUUGACACACUGUUCUCUGAGCAGCGAGAGGGCCUUCUCGUCUGUUUCUCCCCAAACAGAGAGCUCUAUGCUGGGCAUGGGUUCUCUGCCACAUGGCUUGGAGAGAAUGGAGCCAACACAGGGUCGAGGCCUUUCCCGCUGGGAGUCUCCGUGGAUUCAGAAUGCCACCUCUUCAGGCGGCGCAGAUUCUGCAUCAGGGAAGGCUGGCAAGCUCUUAGACCGUGAUGAGUCUCGUCUCAGGCAGAGGGCGCUAGCUCGCUCCGCUCUGGCUGGCCGAAGUUUCUCAUCUCCGCAGGGUGACCUGGACAUGCACCGCCUGAGGAGGGCACUAGAGAAGAUCUCAUUUGAGCAGGCCUUGGGGGGACGACUUGAGGAGAGUGACACAGACACCCAAAGCACUUCACGAGGAGGUUUAUCCCACCCCAGUCUGACUGACUCCAAUGGCCUCCUGUUCCCUGCUUCCCCACUAGACUGGGACACCUUCACUGAUCCUGAAUGCCUGUUUUCAGCCGCUCCUCCAGGUGAGUUCCAGGCUUCAGGGGCCCAGUGUCGCUCAGUGAUCCACGGCAAGCUGGGAGGACGGGCCGUAUCCUGGGAGGUCCAUGUGGAUCUGUCCCUUUUGUGGGACACUGAGAACUCAGCAACCCUGCCACCCAGCACCGGGGCCUGGGAUGAGAUCAUCCACCAGCUGACCGCACGAUCCGUCAUCACAGACUUUGAAAACAUGGCGGAGAAAGAAACCGAUAUUGAAGCUGAAAGAGGUCCUUCCAAGCGGUACAGAAUGAAAGCGAUCCAGACCAGCAAAAGCUGUGGAAUUGUCUGCAUGUACACAAGCUUCACCACUACAGACACCAAUGCAAGAAAUCAAGCUCAGGGCACAGAUGCACGACACACAGGUGUGCGGUUUGUUACUAGACUCAGUUCUCAUUCCGGUAGCAGAAGACAAAAGUUGUGCUCGGUGGGAUUUGGACGCCACCCCUCCAGCAGAGGCAGUGAAGAGACAGAAAAUACACACACCUCAACAGACAGAGACGACACACCUGCAUCUCCUUGUAGCAUGACAUCCUGGGAUAGCAGCACAGGAGGGAGCGUCAGUCCAUCAGCGGUUUCGUCUCGCUCUCAGCGCUCUGUGGAGAGCUUCUUCGGCUCCAAGUUCAAUCUGGGAAGACUAAAGGGCAAUAAUGGAAAACAAGCUCCUCUCAAACCUCACUGUUUCUCUGCAGAGACCGACAGACACAUAGAGAGAGACAAGCCUGACUACUUGCCAUUGGUACGCCUUCAGUUGGCGUCAGGUGCGUUUCUGCUGUCCGAAUCGUACUCCGAGUGCAUCCAGAUCCCUCUGGACCGCCUAAAAAGAGCGUCCCCAUACCUGAGCCACCGCAGCAGUCUAAGCCCUCCUUUCCAUUGUACCUCACCACCCACCGCCGCUUCAGCGAGACACAUGCAAGAGCCAUGGCCCAACCCUUUGGAGGAGGGUUCUCCAAAAUUGAUGGGUGGAGUCCCACAGGUUGAUAGUGGGCGGGGCUCUGAGGCUGACACGUGUGAAGGUCCUCCGUUGGAUCCUGCAGAUCCUCACGGAGAGAAACUGGAGCAGAUGGAUGUAGAAAGCUCCAGUUGGGCCACUGCGGUUGCUCUGGCCUGGCUGGAGCACCGCUGCGCUGGGUUCUUUGUGGAGUGGGAAUUGGUGGCUGCCAAGGCAGAUUUCUGGCUGAAGUGUCAAUCGCUGCCAGAGGGCGUUGACAUGGUAGGGUUGAGGGCAGCGGCCAGGCAGCUUUUUUUGCUGUUGCGUCACUGGGACGAAAAUAUUAAACUGAACGUGCUCUGCUAUAACCCCAAUAACAUGUGAGGAGCUGACCUCAAAGAUGAAGUUCUUGGGUCUUUAGUUGAAUUUAAACCUGUUGGCUUGACUCCCAAUUCAACUUUAUAGCAGAAUAGAAUUUAUCUAAGAUGUCCUUUAAAGAGGAACGGAGAUAAAGCUGAAUUGUGGUUUCUCUCACGACCAGACUGCAAUACUGUACAAGCUUUGCCUUAAUCAAUGGGCGUCAGUAUAAUUAUGCAGUAGAAUGUAGUUCAAUGUUAUCAACUGCAGGUCUGACAGCACUUUAUGCUAGCAAUAGCAAAUUGACUAGUUUUGGAUGCUUUAUAAAACAACUCGCCAACAUAAACAGCAAGCACUCUUUAAUUUACACUACCAUUUAGAAGCCAGCAAGAUUUUUUUUUUUAAAUGUAAUACUUUUAAUCAGCAAGGAUGCAUCAAAUUGAUCAAAAGUGACGGUAAAGACAUUUACAAUGGUACAAAAUGUUUCAAUUUCAAAUCAAUGCUGUUCUUUUGCUUUCAAUCCAUCAAUCCUGAAAAAUGCAUCCGUUUACAAAAAAA
Pimephales promelas (fathead minnow) is the source of this 4550-nucleotide messenger RNA. RefSeq names its product von Willebrand factor A domain containing 5B2 (gene vwa5b2). The record is from RefSeq and is a predicted model, not a curated record. Lineage: Eukaryota; Metazoa; Chordata; Actinopteri; Cypriniformes; Leuciscidae.